Meira miltonrushii is the source of this 1835-nucleotide messenger RNA. RefSeq lists its product as uncharacterized. The transcript has a single exon. Gene Ontology annotation, cellular component: spindle microtubule; DASH complex. The coding region runs from base 32 to 1702 and encodes 556 amino acids. The record is from RefSeq and is a predicted model, not a curated record. Lineage: Eukaryota; Fungi; Basidiomycota; Exobasidiomycetes; Exobasidiales; Brachybasidiaceae. Gene Ontology annotation, biological process: attachment of spindle microtubules to kinetochore.
CAACCAUUCUUGAUAGGAUAUACCGGUUAAGAUGGCCAUGGAGACGCAUCUUACAACACUCAGUGCUACUCUAGACGCUAUCUCACGUAUACACAACAAACCAUCAAGAUCGUCAUCCCGUCCCUUUACAUCUGCCAUCUUAAAUACGCACAAAUUGGACGUACUUGAUUUCAUUAGAGAUGCCGAUCAAUUUGAGGCAAAUCUAUUCUGGUAUCCUCCCCGAACCGGUGAUGCAGGAGGUUCAAAUGUUGCAGGACCAUCAUCAAGGUCACGAGACGAUCAUGCCAAAGCGGCCGUGUCAGCACCGGAAAUCAAUGUAGCUCCAAGAUUACCCGAACCGAAAGCAUUCAAUCCACCAACACCAUUACGAAAAGCAGCAAAAGAUGCAGAAGCUCGUGGUUUGGUAGAGUUUGAUGCACGUACACUACUCAAAGCUGCUCAAAAGCUGACAGAUAAUUACCACAGCGUCCCUCGAGCUCGAAAGCACAUAAAAACAUUGCUGAAAAAGCAUGCUGACCUACAGAGAACUAUACGUGAAUUGGAUAACAGUGUUGCCGAGAAUGAUGCUUUGAUCGCUAAAGUCCAAACUAAUCCAGGCCUUUUCACUUCUGGCGGGCGUGUUUCCAAAUCUGGCGAUGGGAAUGCCUCUCUGGAUAUCGAUAAGAUACAAGAAGACAUACGCAGGGAAGAAAUGGAGAUCUUGGCUAUCGAACAAACGAUGGAAGAUCUACAAGAACAAAAGAAGAGAAUGAAGCAGGCACCGUCACGCUCCAAAACUGCUACCACUCCUCGCAAGUCCAGUCAAGCGACGCCAAAGAAGACAACAGUACCAGCUUCCACUUCACAAACCAAAACGCCCACUCCAAGAUCGUCCAUUGGAGAUAGAACAACUCCUCGCAGCUCAGUCGGCUCAAAGACAAAAGCUGCAGCAACACCUUCACCAAGAAAGUCUGCAACAAAAGACAAGAGCCCGGCAAAAGAGCUACACAGCACACCAGCAAGGGACAUCACCGCUCAAGUUGAGCCUAUUGCUGAUUUGGCUGAUGAGACUAUCAGACUGCAGCCAUCCAAACGCAUUGAGAGCGAAGGUGAAGAGAAUGCCAAAGUUGCCCGCCAGAGUAGCAUUGAUACUACUGUCACAGAUGAGAGGGGGUCUGCAAUUGAGACGUCAGAUGAGCUUGAGAGGAUAUGCGAGAACAUAUGGGCAAUGUUUGGUGAUAAUCUUCGCUAUGCUGCUCCCUCUACGGAAUCGGCAAAUGUGGAAGAAACGAUUGAAAUCCUGCAGAAUCUCAGUCUUUCUAAGGAUUCCAAUUCUAGUCCAGACAUUAGCACAGCAAGUAGCAAUGUAACCGGUACUACAGCUGCAACAUCAGGUAGCACGAUCAGCACAUCUGCACUCCCUAACGCUGGUCCUCCUUCGCCGACGACGGUUAUUGCUGCACGUAUACUUAUUUCUAUGCUCAAAUCUGCUGCUCCUCAUUCGGAAGAUAUAGAGGAGUUGAAGAAAGAUGCAUCUUCUUGGUGGAGUACGGAAGGUUCAAAAGCAUAUUCACAAGCUAGUAGAGGCGAUUUGGAUAUGACAAGUCUCGAUAGCGGCGAAGCGUUGGCCAAGAAGUCUAUAUAUGAGCUAGCUGCAAAGAAAAUUAUCAAGUUCCGAUUCAAAGGAACAAAGCGUGUGGCACAAUUUGCUGCUCAUAUCUGAAAUUUGAAAGCAUUCAUUCGUUCAUGGUGGCCGUGAUCACGGUCGAUAGAGUGCGUCUUCCGACACGUGCAAGUCGGUGUAUUCUUAAUCUUAUUUGUAUCUUAGACUGUGCUAUUCUAUUCUAAUAAUGUAC